AUGCCGCGCAUCAUUUCCGCCGACGAAUUGACCGGACUGAUCGCGAAAGGCGGCGUGGUGCUGCUGGACGCGUCGUGGGUGAUGUGCCCGAAGGGGGAUACGGCCGAAUGGCACAAGAAGUACGACGGCCACCCCGAUGCCCUCGUGAAUGACAAGAAGCACGCCGAAUUCGACAGCAAGCGCCUGCCCGGCGCCCGGCCGUUCCCCCUCGACGUGUUCUGCCCGCCCGGAAACCAAACCCGCUUCGACUUCUACACGCCCGAGCAAUUCCAGGCGCUACUCCGCUACCUCGGCGUCAAUCAGGGCGACACGCUGGUGACGUACGCGCGUGGUCCGAUGGCUGGCAUGUCGUUCGCGGCGCGGGCGGCCUUCGUUUUGGAGCUCUACGGCCUCGCCCCGCUGGUGCUCAACGGCGGGCUGACCGCGUGGAAGGGCGACGUCGAGUCGGCAAAAUGGACGGCGCCCCCGCCCGGCAACAUCACCAUCAACACGUUCCAACCCGAGGGCCGCCUCGCCACGUUUGAUGAGCUCUACAAGGGCCACGACCAGGGCAACAGCACCUUCGACAAUUUGGACAAGAUCAACUACCUGGAUUGCCGGCCGAAAGAGAUGUUCGACGAGGGCAAGGGCGCAAUCCUGGGACCGAAAUCAACCGGCUACCAUCUGAAGGGGGCCUCGCACUUUGGGAACGGGCGCAUAUGUGGAGAUCAAGGGCUCGUCGACGACCAGCAGAUUAAGCAAGUGACCAACGGGCUGAAGCCGGGCGUGGAGACGGUGACGGCGUGCAACACCGGGCUCGGCGCCUCGUUGGCCUGGCUGGCCCUUCGACAUGUCGGGAUCCCGGCAAAGAUGUUUAAUGGCAGUAUGACGGAGAUUGCGGCCCGCGACUCUUCGCUCAUCAACGAGAAA
Mesorhabditis spiculigera is the source of this 909-nucleotide messenger RNA. The record is from the annotation of a GenBank genome assembly. Lineage: Eukaryota; Metazoa; Nematoda; Chromadorea; Rhabditida; Rhabditidae.